UGUAACGGGCACUCACUAACUCACCGCGGAAACUCAUCGGCGAUGGCGGGAGAGGAAAGCUGCGUCAGUGCUGAUGCUGACGCGGGCUUACGAAGCAGCUUCGUUGCGUUCAACGGGGAAGAGGGGAUGGACGUUCAGGAAAAGCAAGAAGAAGAAGUAGAAGACGCGCCAGAGGAGGAGGAUGGAGAAGAUAUGGAUGCAGGUGAAGAAGAAUACGUCGAAGAUGAUGGGGAGUAUACUUUCAGGUUCGAAGAUGGGAUCAACCCUCUAGAUUUUGUGGAGAAUAAUGAUUCUGGGGUCCAGAGUUAUCAGCAAUUCGAGCGCCUUGAGAAUGAAGCUCUUGCUGAUAGAAAGCGAAAAGCAGCUGAAGACUUGCAACCUGAUGGGCCUUCUUUCAAGAAGGUGAGGGAAGAGGACAUGUCGGGGGCAAGUAUGGAGGAGAUAAUGGAAGCACUGAAUUUUGGCGUUCGUAGGAAGUCUAGAAAGCCCAAGAAAAGAGGUAGACGAAAAGGAUCAAAGAAUAAACUCGAUCCUCAGCUAACACGGAUGCUUGGUGAUGCCACAAUUCAUUAUGCGCAUGAACGUUAUGAAGAGGCUAUUUCUAUAUUGCAUGAAGUUAUCAGGCUGGCACCAAAUUUGCCCGAUUCAUAUCACACACUUGGACUUGUCUAUAGUUCACUUAAGGAUGACAAGAAGGCUAUGAAUUUCUACAUGAUUGCGGCUCUUUUGACCCCCAAAGAUUCAUCUCUCUGGAAAAUGCUUUUUACCUGGUCCAUAGAGCAAGGUGACGUUGGUCAGGCUGGCUAUUGUCUUUCAAAAGCAAUAACUGCUGAUCCCAAGGACAUUACUCUUAGAAUUCAUCGUGCAUCUCUCUAUGUUGAGCUCAAAGAUUAUCAAAGAGCAGCUGAGACAUAUCUACAAAUUUAUCAACUCUUUCCUGAGAAAGUUGGUGCACUAAAAAGUGCAGCUAAGCUCUACCAAAAAUGCGGUCAAGUAGAAUGUUCAAUCCACAUUCUUGAAGACUAUCUUAAGGGUCAACAGGCUGAAGCCAGUGAAAGUAUUGUUGAUCUGCUAGCUUCCAUAUACAUGGAGACUAAGGCAUAUGACAGAGCUCUUCAGCAUAUUGAGCAUGCACAAGCUGUACAUUAUGCAGGGAAGGAGUUGCCAUUGAAUCUGAAAAUUAAAGCAGGAAUCUGUCAUAUUCAUCUUGGAAAUAUGCAGAUGGCUCAGGUUCUUUUCAAUGAUUUGAAACCAGAGAAUGCCACCGAGCAUUAUGACUUGGUUAUUGAUAUUGCAGACUCAUUGGUGGCUCUUGGCCAUUACAACUAUGCAUUGAGUUAUUAUCUGAUGUUGGAAGCAAAAAGUGGAAGUGAAAAUGGUCUUCUGCAUCUGAAAAUUGCGAGAUGUUUUCUGUCCCUCAAAGAAAGAUUACGAGCAAUUGAAUUUUUCUACAAAGCCUUGGAAACACUAGAAGAUGAUAUUGAUGCACGAAUAACUUUGACUUCUCUCCUCCUUGAGGAAGGAAAAGUAGAUGAAGCCAUUUUGUUGCUGGUCCCUCCAAAGGACUCUGACUCGGGCGAAGAACAUUCUGAUCAAUCAAAUAGAUGGUGGGUCAAUGAAAAAGUAAAAUUGAAGCUCUCCAAAAUAUAUUGGGACAAAGGGAUGCUUGAAAAUUUUGUGGAUACAAUGUUCCCUCUGAUACGUAAAUCAUUAUAUGUUGGGAACCUCCAACACACGGGAAAGACAAAAAAGCGGCUCUCCAAGAAAGAUCUGGUUGAAAGGGUUAAAGUAUUGGAUGAUCAGGAUACAGACAAUGUAUUUCGAGGAUUCAGGCCAAUAGCUCUUCCAUCUGAUCUGGUGAAGGCUUCCAGGGCCAAAAAGAAGCUCCAGGAAAAGGCAAUUCUGAAGGAGAAAAGGAAAGCUGAGGCAUUGGCUGCUGGAAUGGACUGGAUAAGUGAUGAGUCAGAUGAUGAGCCUGGGUAUGUCUCCCUGAAAGGUAGAAAACGUCCUUUGUGCAAUUUUCUCAAAGACGAAGAACAUCAUCAGCUAAUUAUUGAUUUAUGUAAGGCAUUGGCGACCUUGCAAAGGUAUUGGGAAGCACUGGAGAUUAUUAAUCUCACUCUAAGAUUGGCCCACAAUGUGCUGUCUGCUGAGAAGAAAGAGGAACUUCGAUCUCUUGGAGCUCAAAUGGCAUACAACACCACAGAUCCUAAGCACGGGUUUGACUGUGUUAAAAAUAUUGUUCAGCAACAUCCUUACAGCUAUGCUGCCUGGAAUUGCUACUACAAGGUUACCUCAAGAUUGGAGAAUCGAGAUUCAAGGCAUUCCAAAUUUUUACGCUAUAUGCAAGGAAAAUUUGUGGAUUGUGUGCCUCCUAUUCUCAUUUCUGGGCAUCAAUUUACCAUUUUUAGCCACCAUCAAGAUGCUGCAAGGAAAUACCUUGAAGCUUAUAAGCUUUUGCCGGAGAAUCCCUUGAUUAAUCUUUGUGUUGGAACUGCAUUGAUCAACCUAGCGUUGGGUUUUAGGCUUCAAAACAAACAUCAGUGUAUUCUACAGGGUUUAGCAUUUCUCUACAACAAUUUGAGGAUCUCUGAGAAUAGCCAGGAAUCAUUGUACAAUAUAGCAAGAGCAUACCAUCAUGUGGGAAUGGUGACUUUGGCAGCUUUGUAUUAUGAGAGAGUUCUUGCUAUUCGUGAGAAAGACUAUCCCAUUCCGAAACUUCCAGACGGGAAUCCGAAUGCCACGGAGAACCAUCUACCUGGUUAUUGUGACCUUCGCAGAGAAGCAGCUUACAAUCUGCAUUUGAUCUACAAGAAGAGUGGAGCUCUUGAUCUUGCCAGACAAGUUCUGAAGGAUCAUUGCUCAUUUUGACUUGAGUUAGGUGUUCCUUAGGAACCACUGUCAAAUUGUAGAGAUUGUGAAUAUUUUUUUUUUACACAAUUUGAACAGAUGUAGGCACACAAAUGAACAUGUCAACAUCUGGCAUUGGUGUCAGAGAUUGUAAAUAUUUAAAGAGCACAAGGUAGGCAUAUUGGAUAUGGUACAUGAGAUAUUUAAUAUAGAUAAGCACUCAAACUUGCAUUUUUCACAUU
This is a messenger RNA of Neltuma alba, 3092 nucleotides long. RefSeq names its product general transcription factor 3C polypeptide 3. The transcript has 18 exons. Lineage: Eukaryota; Viridiplantae; Streptophyta; Magnoliopsida; Fabales; Fabaceae. Gene Ontology annotation, cellular component: transcription factor TFIIIC complex. Bases 43 to 2871 code for a protein of 942 amino acids. Gene Ontology annotation, molecular function: protein binding. Gene Ontology annotation, biological process: transcription by RNA polymerase III. The record is from RefSeq and is a predicted model, not a curated record.